This is a messenger RNA of Bufo bufo (common toad), 2662 nucleotides long. RefSeq names its product multidrug and toxin extrusion protein 1-like. Gene Ontology annotation, biological process: xenobiotic detoxification by transmembrane export across the plasma membrane. Gene Ontology annotation, cellular component: membrane. Gene Ontology annotation, molecular function: antiporter activity; xenobiotic transmembrane transporter activity. The record is from RefSeq and is a predicted model, not a curated record. NCBI's taxonomy places the organism in Eukaryota, Metazoa, Chordata, Amphibia, Anura, Bufonidae. Bases 110 to 1825 code for a protein of 571 amino acids. The transcript is spliced from 18 exons.
UAUACGGAGGAGGGGACUCUCCUCCCAGCAAGGAGAAAAUCCUGCACAACCUCUGCCCUGCAUUAAGAACAGACAGAUCCUCUGCGCGUCCAGGGACCGGCUGAAAAUAAUGGACAAGGAGGAGGAAGAAGAGACAAACCGGGAAGAGACGAGUAUUGCUGCCAGAGGCGGCAAGACCGAGCCCGAUCCAGACGCCACAGGAUGUAUACAGAAGAUACGACAUAUUUCACCGCGAUCAGUCCUCCAGGAGAUGCACAAGAUCAUCAUAUUAGCCGGACCGGCGUUCCUUUCGCAGUUGAUGAUUUUUAUGAUAAGUGUGGUGAGCUCCAUAUUUUGCGGACAUUUGGGAAAGUUGGAGCUGGACGCUGUGUCGCUGGCGAUUGCGGUGUUAAAUAUUACUGGAAUAGCCGUGGGGGCAGGAUUGGCCGGAGCAUGUGACACGUUAAUGUCGCAAACCUAUGGUGGUAAAAACAUGAAGAUGGUCGGUACCAUCCUGCAGAGAGGGAUCCUAAUCCUCUUCCUGUUCUGUUUCCCUUGCUGGGCCCUAUUUGUGAAUACGGAACCGAUUCUUCUCCUCUUCUGGCAAGACCCAGAAGUGUCCAGAUUAACUCAGAUAUACGUCUUCAUAUUCAUUCCAGCCCUACCGGCCUCGUUUUUAUAUCAGCUUCAGGCUAAAUACUUACAGAACCAGGGAAUUAUAUUUCCUCAGGUCUUAACCGGAUUCACGGCAAACCUCUUUAAUGCCUUAAUUAACUACAUCUUCCUGUACAAACUGGGCCUGGGGGUGAUGGGCUCGGCCUGCGCCAACACUUUAUCGCAGUACGUCCAGGCGGUCCUGUUAUUCUUCUACAUCAUAUGGAGGAAGCUUCACGUGGACACCUGGGGAGGGUGGUCCAUGGCCUGCUUCGAAGACUGGGGCCCGUUCAUCCGUCUCGCCAUUCCCAGCAUGCUGAUGCUCUGUAUAGAAUGGUGGGCGUUUGAAGUCGGAAUCAUAUUGUCCGGAGUGCUCAGCAUGGAGGAUCUCGGGGCUCAAACCAUCAUUUACCAGAUGGCUACCAUUGUCUUCAUGGUGCCACUGGGGUACAGCAUUGCAGCCAGCGUCCGAGUAGGUCACGCCCUGGGGGCAGGGGACAUUGUCCAAGCCAAGAAAUCGAUGGUCGUCUCCUUAUUAAUGGCAGAGACCUGUGCCCUGGCAUCUUCCAUCCUGCUCAUCAGCCUGAAGAAUGUGAUUGGCUAUGUUUUCACGUCAGAUGAGGGUAUAGUUCAGCUGGUCAGCUACGUUCUUCCGGUGUAUGCUGGGACUCAUCUCUUUGAUGGAUGUGUGGCCACGUGCGGUGGGGUCCUGCGAGGCACCGGAAAGCAGAAAAUCGGAGCGAUUUUUCACGCUGUUGGUUAUUAUGCCAUUGGUCUUCCUGUGGGAAUCUCCCUGAUGUUUGCAGCCAAAAUGGGAAUAAUAGGGUUCUGGCUGGGGAUCCUCCUCUGCGCUGUGCUGCAGAUCAUCGGUUUCCUAAUCUUCGUCUUUAAGAUUGACUGGGCCAAGGCGUCACAAGAGGCACAGGCGAGGGUCAAGCAGAGGGUCCGGACGACAAGAGACCCACACAACAAGGCGGCCAUUUAUCAGGGGGCGGCCAUGACUGAAGUCACAGAAGAGCCCAGAACUUUGGCCCCGACUGACACAGAAGGUGACAAGAAGCCGGACCCUGUGCAGACUGAAGUCCCCUGUAGCCUUGCAUCUAGGAAGCGGCUGCUCCUGGUCCGAUCUCUGGCUUUUAUUGCCUCGGUCACGGUACUGAUGAUUGGCAUAUUAAUAAGGUUAUGUAUCUGAGCACAGCUCCGGGAACUGAACGCAGCCAUCUAUGAAACGCACCACAAGACAUGGCGUCCAUGAGGCAGCUCCUAUGUAAGACGCCCGGCCUCCUGCCUCGCCGAUGACACAGGCGAGGCCCUAUCUGGACAGAAUCACAGCAGGCAGUAAAGCAGGACUGUGCCAGCCACUCGCCAGGCGGUAUUAUUGUAUGUUACACUUUGAGAGAUUUAUUUUUGGUGAAAAUAAGCCAGGCGCCAAUCCACUGUUUGUAUGAGGAAAGAAUCACAGCGCUGCGCCACGAGGUGGAGACGAGCUACGCCCGGCCUCGUGUCAAUAAACCUUCAGCGCUGGAGGAAGAAAACAUCAGCCCAUCGCCAUUUUCAAGAUCUCUGUUCGCUGUCACUAAAUGGGAAAAAAAAAAUUAUCUUGUUUUCAACAAGGAGCUAAAAACCUAUACAGGCCUAAUCCUUCUCGCAGCAGAGGAUUUGUUACAAGUGUAUCCCAUCUAGAUACAUUUAACCUGCACUGAUACAUUGCAACAAACUAUCAGACAAGGAGAGCGAUUUGUGCUGCGGAAUGGUCUCUGCUGCAUACAACUGGGUGGCAGCAACUGGGAAUGUUCCCAUUCACUGACAGCAAGCAGGUAUAUUGAAAACACUGACGAACUGAAACACAAAACUAUUCGAAGGCAUCAGAAUGUUUUACUAUAUGAUGAUUAUCUGCAACCGGAGGAUCUUCUACUGUUUGGGAACUACAACUCCCACCAUGGCCUGGCAGCCUGUGGCCGCACACGGUCAGACACUAUAUACUAGAUGAAUAAACAGGCACAUAUCUCCCUCUGUGCGUACCAGUCCA